AUGGUCUUUAUGGUCGUUGGGCCAAGCCCAGCAGCGGGGAGGCCUUCCCCGGGGGUCUCGUCCGAGGGUUACACCAAGGGCAACCUCGUGCGGCUGGGAGUGGCGGCCGGCGUCCUGCUGAUGGGGGUGGUCCUCGUGCUGGAAGCCUGGCAUGCUAGAGGGGUGCCACACGCUCGGCCAGGGCUGUGCCUGGGCCUUGCAGACCAGGGAGAGAAUGAGAAGCUUCCCAGGCCCUCGCUCCGUGCCUGGCCUAGCUCCGUGGUGGAACUGGGGAGCAGUGUGACUCUGCAGUGCCGGGCUGGUUUCCAGAACGCCACCUUCAUGCUGGGGAAGUCACACGACCCUGGGUUCAAGCAGGAGCAGAGCUCAGCAGAAACCCAGGCUGAGUUCCCCCUGGCCAGCCUGCAGCCUGAGGAUGCCGGGGGCUACUUCUGUGCCUACAAGACGGCGACCACCGGCCAAUGGUCAGAGCAGAGCCAGCGCUUACAGCUAGUGGUCACAGGAUCCUGGCCAGCACCUUCCCUCUCAGUCAGUGCAGACCCCGAGGCUGCUCCAGGUCACAGGACACUGCGAUGCCUAACUCCCAACAAUGGCUCUGAGUGCCUCAUCACCGCUCUGCUGAGAACAGGCACCCCAGACCCCGUGCAAGUCAAGGAGGGGAGAGAAAACCAAACCGACUUCACGCUCCGCGAGUCGGGCGAGGACGGGGGAAGCUACAGCUGUGUGUACUACCAGUGCCACUGGCCACACCUGGGCUCCUCCCGCAGCAGCCGCCUGGAGAUGCAGGCGACAGGUGAGGAUUCAGGGUGAUGACGGUGACUUUGG
Messenger RNA from Ictidomys tridecemlineatus (thirteen-lined ground squirrel), 825 nucleotides. The record is from RefSeq and is a predicted model, not a curated record. NCBI's taxonomy places the organism in Eukaryota, Metazoa, Chordata, Mammalia, Rodentia, Sciuridae.